GAGUUUGUAAAUGUACAAACUUUCGCAAGAGAGUCACCUUUGGAUGCUCAUGUGAAGGUGGCACUUCGUAUACAUCAGCACUCCAUGACGUCCAUAUAGUUCCGCGAGGGGUCUCUGUUACUCCUGGACUGCUGCCGGAGUGAGAUACACCCGAGGAAACAUGCUUGAUUUGAAGAAAGAGUGGAGCAUCUCCUUUGCGGGAUGCGGUUUCAUGGGGAUGUACUAUGUUGGUGCCGCCAGCUGUAUCCUCGAACGCUUCCCUCGCUUCAUUCAAGACGCUUCGAAAAUUUACGGAGCCUCAGCAGGAGCUCUGAUGGCCACUAUUCUCACCGUCGGGAUGCCCCUGGAAAAAUGCUGUGCGGAUUUGAUGGCCAUGGCCAAAGACGCCAGGAAGCACAAACUGGGGCCCCUGCACCCAGCGUUCAGCUUGCUCGGGUCCGUGCGGGAGUCUCUGCUGACGCAGCUCCCAGAAGACGCUCAUGUUCGAGCCUCUGGGAAGCUCUGCGUGUCCCUGACCAGAGUGUCUGAUGGGAAGAACGUGUUGGUGUCGGAGUUCAACAGCAGAGAGGAGCUCAUGGACGCCCUUGUGUGCAGCUGCUUCGUGCCUUUCUACUGUGGAGUUAUUCCACCAACGUACCGCGGAGUGCACUACGUGGACGGUGCCGUCAGCGACAACCUGCCACGCUGCCACCAGAGAAACACUAUCACCUUCUCAGCGUACGCUGGGGAGAGUGACAUCUGCCCCAGGGGGAGCGUCCUGAACUUCCACGAGGUGCGCUUCAACAAUGUCAGCAUCCAGGUCAACUCGGAGAACUUGUACAGAGUGACCAGCACCUUCUUCCCCCCACAGCCUGAGGCAAUAGCUGAAAUCUGCCAGAACGGCUACUUGGAUGCGCUACGCUUCCUGCAAGAAAACAAUCUGAUCAGCAGGGAGAGCCCCUUCAGAAGUCUGGAGACAGAUUCAUCCAGACUCGUUUGUUGUGAGUUGGUGAAGAAGCCGGCUGAAGAUCAGGAGUCUGGUGAGAACGCAGAGGAGCAAAGACUUGAGGAUGAUCACUUGUGGUUGGAUCCUAAGGUCAUAGAGAACCUCCCAUUCAACAUUCAGAAGGUGCUAUGUGAGGCCUGCAGAGAGACGCACACUGCUGGUGGUCUGUUGUCCCAGGUGACAGAGUACCUGCCGAAGAAAGUGACUUCUCUGGCCCAGAAACUAGUUGACUGGAUUCCAGAUGUGCCGAGGGACGUGAACUGGCUCUAUGGAAUGGCUGGAGGGAUUUAUAAGCAAGCUUUGAAGCACAAGACGGAGGACAGCGAAAGUGAAUCACCCCUCCGUAGAUCUACGAGCUUGCCUUCAGCCCUGAACUUGUGGAGUCAAGGAAGUGAAAACCCGGACGGUUUAACAGCAUGUCCAGAAGCUUCUCCCACGUCCAGCCAUGACUUUACCUUUGCCAAGCACAAUGUGACUCAUCACAUGCCCCUGACUCCACCGCAUACCCCCACUGCCGGCAGCACCUCCAAAUUUGAUGAAGCCCCCGUGACGUCACCUCCAAGUGCAGGUAGAGGCUCUUCGGUUUUGGGCAGGGCUGUGGGAUGGCUUCGAAAUAUUGGGCCUCCGCAAUCGUGAGACCUCAAGCCAAAGAAUUAGUCAGCGUCCAUUUCUGCGUUCAGUCUAUUUUGCACUUAAUUGAAAAUAUUGAAUAAAUGGAUGCGAAUGAAAAUACCAGAUAUGAGCAUCUGUGUCCAAUAAAAAGUUGUUUCUUCUUGUA
Messenger RNA from Mugil cephalus (flathead mullet), 1763 nucleotides. RefSeq names its product patatin-like phospholipase domain-containing protein 2. Gene Ontology annotation, cellular component: lipid droplet; membrane; cytoplasm. Bases 161 to 1621 code for a protein of 486 amino acids. NCBI's taxonomy places the organism in Eukaryota, Metazoa, Chordata, Actinopteri, Mugiliformes, Mugilidae. Gene Ontology annotation, biological process: positive regulation of triglyceride catabolic process; triglyceride catabolic process; lipid homeostasis. The record is from RefSeq and is a predicted model, not a curated record. Gene Ontology annotation, molecular function: triacylglycerol lipase activity. The transcript is spliced from 9 exons.